AUGGUGUUUGUCUUACUCUUCUGCUGCAUCAUUCUCUUCAACCCUGUCAUUUGCGUAAGGCAACAGCCGCCGGCAUCCGCUCCAACAAUUGCCUCAGCUCCGGUUCCGACGCCUAUACCACAGCCGUCGACGGCGGCUUCGAAUCCUCGGAUCAGGACCUUAUGUGCAAAAACUUUCUACCCCCGUCUUUGCAUAAGGUCCAUUGAACCAUUCUUCAAUGGCAAAACAGACCCACAAUCCGUGGCCGUAAUGUUGAUAAAAGCCAUGAGUGAGCGUUCCAAAAGGGCGAUUAAAACUGCAACAAAAAUGGCUGCUGACCCUUUAUACUCCGAUGAUCCGAUGUUAGUGUCGGAAUUUAACGGCUGCCGUCAACAGUACGACGAUGCUUUGGUGGCUUUGAAAGAAGCCAUGGAUGCGGUUCUGGUUCGUGAAAUCGAAACAGUCGAAACCAAGGUUUCUCAAGCCCAGGACGAUUACGAAAUCUGUGACAAUGGUUUUACGAGGCACCCGGAUAAUACUAUUACUGACGGAGUCUCUCCAAUGGCGAAGAUUAAUGAAAAACUUACAAAUAUCGGUGACGUUAUCACUGACAUAAUACCAAAGAUACUGACAUAA
Molecule: messenger RNA, 615 nt
Organism: Hibiscus syriacus
Lineage: Eukaryota; Viridiplantae; Streptophyta; Magnoliopsida; Malvales; Malvaceae
Product: probable pectinesterase/pectinesterase inhibitor 61
Exons: 1
Coding region: 1-615 (204 amino acids)
Biological process (GO): negative regulation of catalytic activity
Molecular function (GO): enzyme inhibitor activity
Source: RefSeq, a predicted model, not a curated record